Messenger RNA from Vitis vinifera (wine grape), 700 nucleotides. Its product is annotated as carbonic anhydrase, chloroplastic. The record is from RefSeq and is a predicted model, not a curated record. The transcript has a single exon. The coding region runs from base 119 to 700 and encodes 193 amino acids. NCBI's taxonomy places the organism in Eukaryota, Viridiplantae, Streptophyta, Magnoliopsida, Vitales, Vitaceae. Gene Ontology annotation, biological process: carbon utilization. Gene Ontology annotation, molecular function: carbonate dehydratase activity; zinc ion binding.
UUCCCCUUAAUAUUGAGGCACCAAGCCAUGAUGAUGCUGUGAAACUUGGACUUGCUGUUCGUGCUGCUGUUAAAGAGUUUCCUGCUCUGGACUCAUCUGCCUUAGACAACAACACAACAUGGAUAUGGCGACGAGCUCAUCUGAUGUAGCCAUUGAAGGACUGAGGCCGCUUCUGAGUGAUAAGGAAGGUCUGGAUGACAUAGCUACAGAAAAAAUUGAGAAGUUGACCGCUAAGUUGCAAGAACAAGAGCAAGAUCAUAAGGAGUGUGAUCCUUUCGAGAGGAUUAAAGACGGGUUUAUUCACUUCAAAAUCCACUAUUUCGGCAAGUAUCUAGAUUACUAUAAACAACUUGCAGAAGGGCAGCACCCCAAGUUUCUGGUGUUUGCGUGCUCUGACUCCCGCGUUAGCCCCUCUCAUGUCCUGAACUUCAGGCCAGGGAAAGCCUUCACGUGCAGGAACGUUGCUAACUCGGUUCCUGCAUUUAACCAAUUGAGAUACUCAGGAGUUGGUGCAGUCAUUGAAUAUGCAGUCAAGUAUCUUGAGGUGGAGAACAUCCUGAUCAUAAGGCAUAGUCGUUGUGGUGGGACAGAGGCCCUUAUGUCUCUUCCUGCUGAUGGAACUACUUCCAAUGACUUCAUCGAUGACUGGGUCAAAAUUGCUUUACCGGCCAGGCAAGAUGAACGAGAUAUGGCAGCCUAA